Messenger RNA from Salvia hispanica, 456 nucleotides. NCBI's taxonomy places the organism in Eukaryota, Viridiplantae, Streptophyta, Magnoliopsida, Lamiales, Lamiaceae. The record is from RefSeq and is a predicted model, not a curated record.
AUGGGGUACUACUUGGCCGAUGGCAUAUACCCUAGGUGGCCUGUUUUUUUGAAGACGAUCAGCUGCCCAAUUAGUGAGAGGAGAGUCUUGUUUGCGGCAAAGCAGGAGUCCGCGCGGAAGGAUGUGGAGCGGGCUUUUGGGGUGCUCCAAUCGCGGUGGGCAAUCGUGAAAGGUCCGGCGCGUUUCUGGUACAAGGAAGUCAUCGCCGACGUCAUGUAUGCGUGCAUCAUCAUGCAUAACAUGAUAGUCGAACAAGAACGUGGUCAUGUCACCAAUUGGGUGGAUGAUGAAGCCGGAUCUAGCUCCAGCACGGCUACCUCGCCGGUCACUCGAGGAUUACCGACUGGCUUCGGUGCGGUUCUAGAGCGACAGGCCUCAAUGCGCAACCAACAAGACCAUACUCAGCUCAUGACCGACAUGAUUGAAGAAGUUUGGACCCGCAACCGCCGCCAUUGA